Trypanosoma brucei brucei TREU927 is the source of this 1053-nucleotide messenger RNA. Its product is annotated as fructose-1,6-bisphosphate cytosolic. Gene Ontology annotation, cellular component: cytoplasm; cytosol. NCBI's taxonomy places the organism in Eukaryota, Euglenozoa, Kinetoplastea, Trypanosomatida, Trypanosomatidae. Bases 1 to 1053 code for a protein of 350 amino acids. Gene Ontology annotation, molecular function: fructose 1,6-bisphosphate 1-phosphatase activity. The record is from RefSeq and is a predicted model, not a curated record. Gene Ontology annotation, biological process: gluconeogenesis; fructose metabolic process; fructose 1,6-bisphosphate metabolic process. The transcript has a single exon.
AUGCCUGACUACAGCCGCGUCCCCUCCACGUUGAUGCAGUUCUUAAUGCAUAACCAACCAAAGGGCAGCCGUGGGGCGUUCACAUUACUCAUGAUGGCGAUUCAAACGUCCGUAAAAGUGAUUGAGAUGAACAUCCGCAGCGCAGGUGCGCAAGGUCUCUUUGGUCAUCUUAAUGAUGGACGGGCCAACGCCACGGGUGACGAGCAGGCGAAGUUAGACGUGGUUGCAAAUAACGCCUUCAAGGCUUACCUGAUGUCCUCUGCCAGCGUGUCUUUCAUGGGGAGUGAGGAGGACGAGUCAAUUGUGGUAGUCAGUUCCGGACAGCAGGGCGACUACGUUGUAUUCUUUGACCCUCUGGACGGCAGCAGUAAUAUCGACGCAAACAUAUCUAUUGGCUCAGUGUGGGGCAUCUGGUGCCUACCGAAGGGAACGAAAGUGCGAACUACAAAAGACGCUCUUAAGGUGCUCCCGCGCCUCUCAGGAAGAUACCUCGUUUCCUCAGGUUAUGCCAUGUACGGUACCGCUACCAACCUUGUUAUUACCACUGGCAGUGGUGUAAACGGCUUUACGCUUGACACGACUGUUGGUGAGUUCAUCCACACCCAUCCAAACAUCACACUUCCACAAUCACGACCCAUUUACAGUGUGAACGAAGGUAACCUCCGUCACUGGGACGCGUGGUUCAAGCAAUAUUUGCAUCAUAUCAAAAACGAAGGAGAAAAGGCGUACACCGCUCGCUAUAUUGGUUCUAUGGUUGCGGACAUCCACCGGACCCUGUUAUAUGGCGGGAUCUUCUGCUACCCGGGGGAUAAGAAGAAACCAGGAGGGAAGUUACGGCUCAUGUAUGAGGCUGCACCCAUGGCGUUCCUUAUUGAACAAGCAGGUGGCUUGGCGUUGACGGGCGACGGGCGGUUGCUUGAUGUCGUUCCGAAGGAAAUUCACCAGCGUGCUCCCGUUUUUAUGGGUAGCAGGCGUGAAGUGGAGCUGUGUAUGUCUUUCAAACAAAAGUACAAUGAUCGUGGUGGAGUCCAAAGGGAGAGGAGCAAGCUUUAA